UUUGGUAAGGUCGGGCCAUGGUGGGGAAGAGGUUGGGAAGAUGGCGUGGCGAGGCUUGGCGCAGAGAGGCUGGGGCUUUGGUCAGGCGUGGGCUCCGCCGGGUGGCAGCCACAGCUUCGAGGAGCUCACUGCGGCCCUGGCUCAGCCGCGGCUGCUCGGGCGCAGGUUUAACUUUUUUAUUCAGCAAAAAUGUGGAUUCAGAAAAGCACCCAGGAAGGUUGAACCUCGAAGAUCAGACACAGGAACAAGUAGUGAAGCAUACAAGAGAAGUGCUUUGAUUCCUCCUGUAGAAGAAACAGCCUUUUAUCCUUCUCCCUAUCCUAUAAGGACUCUUGUAAAGCCUUUGUUUUUUACUGUUGGGUUUACAGGCUGUGCAUUUGGAUCAGCUGCCAUUUGGCAAUAUGAAUCACUGAAAUCCAGGGUCCAGAGUUAUUUUGAUGGUAUAAAAGCUGAUUGGUUGGAUAGCAUAAGACCACAGAAGGAAGGAGACUUCAGAAAGGAGAUUAACAAGUGGUGGAAUAACCUAAGUGAUGGCCAGCGGACUGUGACAGGUAUCAUAGCUGCAAAUGUUUUUGUAUUUUGUUUGUGGAGAGUACCUUCUCUACAGCGGACGAUGAUCAGAUAUUUCACAUCCAGUCCAGCCUCAAAGGUCCUUUGUUCUCCAAUGUUGCUGUCAACAUUCAGCCAUUUCUCCUUGUUUCACAUGGCAGCCAAUAUGUAUGUCUUGUGGAGCUUCUCCUCCAGCAUAGUGAACAUUCUCGGUCAAGAGCAGUUCAUGGCAGUGUACUUAUCUGCAGGUGUUAUUUCCAAUUUUGUUAGUUAUGUGUGUAAAGUUGCCACAGGAAGAUAUGGACCAUCACUUGGUGCAUCGGGCGCAAUCAUGACUGUCCUUGCAGCUGUCUGCACUAAGAUCCCAGAAGGGAGGCUCGCCAUUAUCUUCCUUCCAAUGUUCACGUUCACGGCAGGGAAUGCCCUAAAAGCCAUUAUUGCCAUGGAUACAGCAGGAAUGAUCCUGGGAUGGAAAUUUUUUGAUCAUGCAGCACAUCUUGGGGGAGCUCUCUUUGGAAUAUGGUAUAUUACUUAUGGUCAUGAACUCAUUUGGAAGAACAGGGAGCCUCUAGUGAAAAUUUGGCAUGAAAUGAGGACUAACGGCCCCAAAAAAAGAGGUGGCUCUAAGUAAAACUGGGGUUGGACAAUACUGGUACGACUGGUCCAUGCUGCCUGAAGCCCUAGGAAUGCAUCGGCCCUGGAGUGACCACAUCUUUGCUCCUUCCUGGAAGACACUGAGCAUCUAACUUUCCCAGUAUUUUAAACUAUGUCCCCAGUACAUGUCUCAUUAGAAAGUGAAUUAUGACAAAGUUGUGAAAUAAAGGUUUAUAUCUCUAGUUUGUAAA
This is a messenger RNA of Kogia breviceps (pygmy sperm whale), 1394 nucleotides long. RefSeq names its product presenilin associated rhomboid like (gene PARL). Gene Ontology annotation, molecular function: serine-type endopeptidase activity. Gene Ontology annotation, cellular component: membrane. The record is from RefSeq and is a predicted model, not a curated record. Lineage: Eukaryota; Metazoa; Chordata; Mammalia; Artiodactyla; Physeteridae.